Messenger RNA from Dacryopinax primogenitus, 948 nucleotides. RefSeq lists its product as uncharacterized. The transcript is spliced from 3 exons. Lineage: Eukaryota; Fungi; Basidiomycota; Dacrymycetes; Dacrymycetales; Dacrymycetaceae. The record is from RefSeq and is a predicted model, not a curated record. Gene Ontology annotation, molecular function: acyltransferase activity, transferring groups other than amino-acyl groups. The coding region runs from base 139 to 873 and encodes 244 amino acids.
GCGGAUCUUGCUCCGCGGCCAUAUUCCUCUUCUAUGCUGGGCGCUUAACUACUAGUGAAAUGUAUUGUCGGAGCACAUGGACACCGGAUGUCCAUGAGCUUGUCAAGAUAGCAUGAUCCCAACACAUCAGCAACUCGUAUGGUAAGUGGACUACCUUCAUCGGGUGUCUGCUUCGAUCACCGAAGAGGAGAACCAUACCUUCGCUUCCAAUCGAAUGACGAAGAGUUCUGUUUGACGCCCGUACGGAACGUAGAUGUCGAAGCAAUCGUACCGAUCUUGAACGAUCCGGCUGUGUACACGCAUCUGCUAACGCCGUAUCCUUAUACGAAGGAACAUGCCGAAGUUUUGGUCAACGACCAAGUGCAGAAGUACGAGCUCGAUCGGCAGUUCUUUACUGGUGACGAGAGGCAACCAAUUAGUACGGGGAAGAUUUUCGAUUACAAUCCUAUGCUUGCAAUUCGACAGCAGUGUUCAGAUGGAUCGCAGCAAUUCCUAGGAAUAUUGGGCAUGUGGAGAUCAAUGUUUCUGUAUGAGGCGGUUGAGCAUAGAAAACUGGAGUUGAAGACGCAGAACGAAGCUAAAGCGGCAGGAGAUCCGAGCAUUAUCUAUUCAGUAGCUUACUACCUCGAUCCUGCCGUCCACGGGAAGGGCAUUAUGACUGCGGCCCUUCACAAGAUGAUUCACUCCUGGGCAAUCCCACAUAUAGAUGUACAUGAAAUAACUGUCGGUAUUAUCGAGGACAACUGGGCCAGCAGAAAAGUUCUCGACAAGCUUGGGUUCAAGCUCGUUGAGAAGGUAGAUGGUGUGACACCCACCCAGGGCAGGCGAGAAGUGGUUCUUGGACAGUGGCUGAUGCGGUAUACUGUCGAAUGAGAACGAUAUACUCAGCAGGCAUAUCUCCGAAUGCCAAGGUGAAGGACACAUGACGGCUUGUGCGACUGCUCUCGC